AUGAGUUCUUCCGAAUCGAACCUCAGCCGUGCGGCUCGCUAUGCCGUUCCGUUCGCCUUGGUCUUGAUUCCUGUUUGGAGGGCCAAGGUUAACGCGGAAGUCCCCGAGCCGUAUCUCGAUGAGGUCUUCCAUGUCCCUCAAGCUCAGGCGUACUGGGCUCACCAAUGGACACAUUGGGAUCCAAAACUUACUACUCCCCCAGGCCUUUACCUAUGGUCGUAUCUCCUCUGCGCCGUUCUUCUCGCAAUCCGCGGCUCUCCGACGAAGCUCGACACCGAAGCUCUGCGCGCGACCAAUGUCGCGACAACCGCCGUCUUUCUCCCGUGGAGACUUCAGGCACUCUCGGAUGCUGUGCAUAGUGUGCGAAACUCCCGACAAGCGGGUGCCUGGAUCAGUCAUACGGUGCUGAACAUCUGUCUGUUUCCGCCGCUGUUUUUCUUCUCCGGACUAUAUUAUACCGAUAUCCUCGCGCUUUUGGCUGUCGUCGAGGCAUACAACUGGGAUCUCAAGCUGGCGUCUAGAAAAGGAUACACUGUGGUCUCUACUUUUGGAUUCCUAGUGUUUGGGCUUGCGGCGUUGGUUUGCCGCCAGACAAAUAUCUUCUGGGUGGCUGUGUUCCUGGGUGGACUGCAAGUUGUUCGGACAAUUCGCAGCCACUCCAAGACUCUUCAGUCAUCUGAUCUACCCUCUGUUUUUGAAGGUGGUAUGCGAGGCCAUAUUUAUGACCCGUUGGUCUCGGAGGCUUCUCUUGGAGAUUACUUCAAAGCUGCAAUUUCCUUCGCUGUGUCGAGCCUGAGACACCCCAUCACCGUUGUUGGAUAUCUCCUCCCCCACAUUAUCAUUCUGGGAGCAUUUGGUGCAUUUGUUCUCUGGAACGAUGGUGUUGUUUUGGGACACAAAGAGUUCCAUACCGCUGGGAUUCAUUUGGCUCAAAUGCUUUAUAUCUGGCCCUACUUCGUUUUCUUUUCCUGGCCGAUCUUGAUUAUCCCUGUGCUCAAUCUUGUUCUUCCUCGGAGUGUUCUGCCGAAGUCUCUCAACUAUGGCUUCCCCGAGAAACAGAAGAAGUUGCCUGGUAUCCUCGCCUGCCUGAUUGUUCUGCCGACCAUGCUUGCCAUCGUCCAUUUCAACACGAUUGUGCACCCUUUCACUCUGGCUGACAACCGUCACUACGUCUUCUAUGUCUUCCGCCUCCUGCUUGGAGUCCACCCCACCAUCAAGUACGCGGCAGUCGUGGUCUACUUCCUCUGCGGAUGGUCGGUGAUCUCCGCCUUUGGAUUUUCGACUCCUCAGUUCCUUCAAGUCCCUGCCACCAAGCCAACUCAUGCCACCAAGCCUACUGAGAAGGAGGUGCCCAAGGAGACCAGAAAACAGACUCGAGCUAAGGCCAAGGCUGCACCCCAAAAUGGCAACCAGCAGCCGGAGCAGAAGCCGCAGCCACCCAAAAUACAGCCAAUAUCACCUGAGGCAUUUGAACGGAUGAGGGAGACUCUUGCUCAGCGGAAAGCCCAGGAAAAAGAGACGCGAGUCAGUUUUGUGCUUGUUUGGAUCGCUGCCACUGCAUUGUCUCUUGUGACAGCACCGCUUGUCGAACCCCGAUACUUUAUUAUCCCUUGGGUGAUGUGGCGCCUGCAUCUGCCACCCUCGCCGACUCCCGCAGCGCUCCGAAAGCGUUUUGCUAAUGAGGGCGAGAAAUUCCGCGCGGAUGUGGCUACCAAUUUCCCCAAGUUCCUUGAAACCGUAUGGUUCAUUCUCAUCAAUGUCGUUACGGGGUACGUCUUCCUGUACAAGGGCUUCGAAUGGCCCCAGGAGCCGGGCAAGAUUCAACGGUUCAUGUGGUGA
This is a messenger RNA of Penicillium atrosanguineum, 1839 nucleotides long. It is a transcript of the gene alg10, whose product is annotated as dolichyl-P-Glc:Glc(2)Man(9)GlcNAc(2)-PP-dolichol alpha-1,2- glucosyltransferase. Gene Ontology annotation, biological process: dolichol-linked oligosaccharide biosynthetic process; protein N-linked glycosylation. Gene Ontology annotation, cellular component: endoplasmic reticulum. Gene Ontology annotation, molecular function: dolichyl pyrophosphate Glc2Man9GlcNAc2 alpha-1,2-glucosyltransferase activity. The record is from RefSeq and is a predicted model, not a curated record. Bases 1 to 1839 code for a protein of 612 amino acids. The transcript is spliced from 3 exons. NCBI's taxonomy places the organism in Eukaryota, Fungi, Ascomycota, Eurotiomycetes, Eurotiales, Aspergillaceae.